AAAAUUUUUAUCCCAUUCAACCGAACCGUGUCCACCAAAAUUAAAGCUCCACGGCUCGGCGUACAAUCAACCAAUUUGCCAUGGCAAUCACCGUAGAUGUCGUUUCCCGCAGGACCGUGAAACCCUCCACUCCGACCCCUCCCCAUCUCCGCUCCUACCAGCUCUGCUGGAUCGAUCAGAUCACCCCCGUCUACCACCUCCCCGUCGUCUUCUUCUACUCUGCCGCCGACGCCGACGCCGAUCUCGAAAUUUUGAAAUCUUCGUUGUCGACUGCGCUAGCCAGUUUCUAUCCGCUCGCCGGCAGGAUGAGCGGCAACUCCAUCGUCGACUGCGGCGAUCAGGGCGUUGACUUCUUGGAAGCCCGCGCGCCCGGCGCCGACCUCUCGGAGAUUCUGAGCUCCGACGAACCCGAUCUCGACGAGGUGAAGAAGUUCCUCCCUUGUAGCAAAGGCGAGGCCUCUUGCUGUGACUCUGAGCCGACAGUCAUUCUCUCGGUGCAAGCCACCGUAUUCCGAUGCGGCGGCAUUGCCGUCGGCCUCUGCGUCUCGCACAAGAUCGCCGACGGCCGAUCGCUAUUCUCGUUUCUGCAAGCGUGGGCCGCGGCGGCCAGAGGUUCCUCCUCGUCCGAGAAUUCCCCGUCGUUCGACGGCGCUGCUGUUUUUCCGCCGAAUGCGAAUGCAGUUCCGUACGAGGGCGAGAAACCGCCGGAGAACAAGCCGCCGCAGGUCCGGAAGCGGUUCGUGCUCGACGGGCCGAGAAUCGCGGCGCUGAGGGAGAAGACGGCGUCUUCGGCGACGACGCGAUUCCAGGCGGUGGCGGGGCUCGUCUGGCGGUCCGCAUUGCGGGCGCGGCCCCGCGCGCGCGCGGCGGUGGCGACGCUGGUUUUGGACUCGCGGUCGCGGACGGAGCCGCCGACCCCGAUCGGCUCCUUCGGCAACCGCUGCAUAGCGAUUCUCGUCGGCAUUCCGAGAGAUGUGGUGGAGAACGUUGCGUCCGACGUGACUAAUGAAAGCGCAAACAACGUGCUGGAGGCGGAGAUGGGCGCCGCGGUGGAGGGAGUGGACGCCGAGUACGUGCGGCGGCUGCAGGGCGAGGACGGGUGGCUGAGGGCGUCGGAGCUGACCUUGGAGGAGGUGCAGAAGUGCGGCGGGUUGGCGGAGGCGGGGUUCGAUAUGAACAUCUUCAGCAGCUGGCUGCGGCUGCCGGUGUACGAGGUGGACUUCGGGUGGGGGCCGGCGGCGUGGGCCUGCACGACGCUGCUGGGGCCCAGCGCCAUGGUGGUGCUGCCGCGGCCGCCCUCCGCGGGGGACCCGCAGGGGAUGGAGGUCUGGGCGUCGCUGGGGGAGGACGAGAUGGCGGAGCUCCAGCGGGAGCUGGACAAGCUGGUCCCCCUGAACCCGGUCCACCACGUCGGCCAGCCGUGAACCAGGAUCUGCGUUGCGUAGUUCUCUUCCUCCGUCAAAUUUCUGCAUUGAAAUUUGACUUUUUUAUAUCCAUAUUCGAAGUUCUAUCCAUUUAGCCUUCAAUUAACUUGUGACUUUCGAAUUUAAAUUUGAAUAAAUUUUGAGUGUUCAUAUAGAGG
This is a messenger RNA of Ananas comosus (pineapple), 1582 nucleotides long. Its product is annotated as salutaridinol 7-O-acetyltransferase-like. The record is from RefSeq and is a predicted model, not a curated record. The transcript has a single exon. Lineage: Eukaryota; Viridiplantae; Streptophyta; Magnoliopsida; Poales; Bromeliaceae. Bases 81 to 1424 code for a protein of 447 amino acids.